Molecule: messenger RNA, 1088 nt
Organism: Solanum pennellii
Lineage: Eukaryota; Viridiplantae; Streptophyta; Magnoliopsida; Solanales; Solanaceae
Product: salicylic acid-binding protein 2-like
Exons: 3
Coding region: 85-879 (264 amino acids)
Biological process (GO): jasmonic acid metabolic process; salicylic acid metabolic process
Molecular function (GO): methyl indole-3-acetate esterase activity; methyl salicylate esterase activity; methyl jasmonate esterase activity
Source: RefSeq, a predicted model, not a curated record
AUGUCCCCAAAACCUCUAUAGUCUAUAUAACCCACCUCAUAGUUGUUAAAGACAAAACCAAAGAAAAAUCACAAGGCCUAAGAAAUGGAAGCUAACAAGAAACAAGGAAAACAUUUUGUUCUAGUACAUGGUGCAGGCCAUGGAGCUUGGUGUUGGUACAAGCUAAAACCAUUGCUAGAGGCUGCAGGCCACAAGGUCACUGCUCUUGAUUUAGCAGCCUCUGGGAUUGAUUUGAGAAAAAUAGAGCAACUUCACACACUUCAUGAUUACACUUUGCCAUUAUUGGAAUUAAUGGAAUCUCUUCCACAAGAGGAGAAAGUCAUAUUAGUUGGACAUAGUCUUGGUGGUAUGAAUUUAGCACUUGCUAUGGAAAAAUACCCAAAAAAUAUCUAUGCUGCUGUUUUCUUGGCUGCUUUUAUGCCUGAUUCUAUUCACAUCUCCUCCUAUGUUUUGGAUCAGUACAAUGAACGGACACCAGCAGAGAAUUGGUUAGAUACUCAAUUUUUACCAUAUGGUACCCCUGAAGAGCCACUCACAUCCAUGACUUUUGGUCCCAAAUUUUUGGCUGAUAAGCUCUACCAGUUAAGCCCUCCUGAGGAUGUUGCAUUAGGAUUAUCAUUAGUGAGAACAAGUUCUCUGUUUCUGGAAGAUUUGUCAAAGGCCAAGUAUUUCACAGAUGAAGGAUAUGGAUCUGUGAAGAGAGUUUAUGUAGUGUGUACAGAGGAUAAAGGCAUAUCAAAAGAAUUUCAACAAUGGCAAAUUGAUAAUAUUGGUGUUACUGAAGCAAUGGAAAUUAAAGGUGCUGAUCAUAUGGCAAUGCUAUGUAUGCCCAAAAAACUUUGUGACACUCUCAUGGAGAUUGCAGAUAAAUACAAUUGAUCCAUCUCAUGUUGUUCCGCGUUAAAUAAUUGAUUUGAAUAAAUACUUUUGUAGCUUUCAUCGCAGAAUUAUAUUGUAUAUGUUUGUGGUGUGUUUGUUCUAUGUAUUUGAUGAUCUAAGAGUGUGGUGAGAUAAUAAAACUACGUCAGUUCUUGUAAUGACAAUUUACUUUUACAAUUUUUAUGUCUAAUUUACACUAAUUGAUGCUG